UCGAAAACACAAAAGAAAACACGCAAUAAAAAUUCCGACAUGGGAAAAAUGAACUCAAACACUCAACAUUCUCACGACACGGUUUCUUGGGUACGAGGAAAAUGCAUAGGAAGAGGGUCGUUCGGCACCGUCAGCAUCGGGGUCAGCAAAUCGGACGGUCGUGUCUUCGCCGUCAAGUCGGUCGAUCAAGCCGCGUGCCUUCCCGGCCAGCUGGAGGCGCUGGAGAACGAAAUUCGAAUUCUCCGGUCGCUCUCCUCGCCGCACGUCGUGAGUUACCUCCGCGACGACGUUUCGUGCGAAUCUGCGACGUCGUUUCGUAAUCUCCACUUGGAGUACUUGCCAGGUGGCACCGCCGUGGACGCCGACGUGGACGAAACGACGCUGCGGUCGCGCGUUUGGUGCGUCGUUUCGGCGCUGAAGCACGUUCACUCCAAGGGCAUUGUUCACUGCGACGUCAAGGGGAGGAAUGUCCUGGUGGGCCCCGCGAUUAAUCAAGCCAAGCUCGCCGAUUUCGGCUCCGCGAUUGUCUUGUCGGAUGACAUGUGGACGAAUAGAAUCACGCCGCGAGGAAGUCCGCUUUGGAUGGCGCCGGAGGUCAUUAACGGGGAAUAUCAGGGGCCGGAGUCCGACGUAUGGUCGUUGGGCUGCACGAUUAUCGAGAUGGUGACCGGAAAGCCCGCGUGGGAGGAUCGCGGGAUGGAGACGCUGGCUCGGAUCGGGUUGUCGGGUGAAUUGCCCCGGUUCCCGACCCAGUUGUCGGAAACGGGCCGCGAUUUUCUCGGCAAGUGUCUGAGUAGGGACCCGAAGGAGCGGUGGAGCUGCGAUCAGCUGCUGCAGCACCCAUUUUUGGCUUCCGCGUCGCUUAAUGCAGUCGCCUAUUCGUCGCCACGGUCCGUGCUCGACUGGGUUAACUCCGAGUUCGGUGAUCAAACCGACGACGUCGAUGGCGAGGACGAGGAGGAGUGCGAGGUUUCUGCCAGGAACCGGAUUGGUAAAUUGGCGACGGAGGCAGGGGCGAAUUGGGAAUCGGACGGAUGGACGGUGGUGAGGGAAUAUUCAGGUGGCGCGAACUCUUGUGAGGAAGAAGGGACGAGUGAGGAAUAUUGUAAUUGUGGAGGGGUAGAAUUGGAAUUAGACAACCUAAGUGGCGGUGGUUCAGUGGAGAGAGGUGUUAACUACAGUGGGUGGUGCGCGGUUGGCGCCAGCGGUUCGAAAAGGGAACAUUUGGCGGUGGAAAGGUUAGGAGUUGGAAAAAGGUCACGUCAAAGCUUGUGUAAUUUGUGCGGAAGCAAAGUAUUAUUAUUAUUUUUAUAUUUUAUUGGGAUAUUCUUGAAUAAAUUACGAAUUCUAUUUAUUUGUUAUAUUGUUUAUGUUUCAUUAUCUUGGCAUGGAGAUAUGCAUGUGAAUGUGAUGAUUGAACAAAGUCUAAUCGUUGUUAAACUUAAUACGUUAAACGAAUCAAAAGUUUGACGCACUUUAUUAAAUAAA
This is a messenger RNA of Malus domestica (apple), 1488 nucleotides long. Its product is annotated as mitogen-activated protein kinase kinase kinase 18-like. Gene Ontology annotation, molecular function: protein kinase activity; ATP binding. The record is from RefSeq and is a predicted model, not a curated record. Gene Ontology annotation, biological process: protein phosphorylation; signal transduction. Lineage: Eukaryota; Viridiplantae; Streptophyta; Magnoliopsida; Rosales; Rosaceae.